Aspergillus steynii IBT 23096 is the source of this 1123-nucleotide messenger RNA. RefSeq lists its product as uncharacterized. Bases 1 to 1074 code for a protein of 357 amino acids. The record is from RefSeq and is a predicted model, not a curated record. The transcript has 4 exons. NCBI's taxonomy places the organism in Eukaryota, Fungi, Ascomycota, Eurotiomycetes, Eurotiales, Aspergillaceae.
AUGGCCAUCAAGUUCUACAAUGUGUUUGAUCAUGCGAUUGUGCGGGAUCAACUCAUAGCCAACACGGUGUUGACGGCCGUCAGCACGGUCGCUUUGGUCCUGCGGUUCAUUUCGCGGCGGAUCCGGGAGAGUCAUUUGUGGUGGGAUGAUGCGUUUUGUGUGAUUUCGAUGCUGCAUACCUAUGGCAUGCUGGCCAUGCAUUACCAUUAUGCUCGGGUGGGAAUGCGGUAUCAUGUUGAUGAAAUCCCCCCUCAGAACACGAUCUUGGUGUUUAAGAUGCUUAUCAUCUACCAAGUCAUCUACUAUAAUGCCAUGGUCACAGCCAAAAUCUCGUAUCUUUUCUUCUACCUGCGCAUCUUCGUGACUCGAGGGUUCCGGAUCGCCGCCUGGGUCGUCAUGGGCUGUGCCUGUGCUUACUGGCUGGGGAGCAUGCUGCAGAUAUUCCUCAUCUGCCAGCCCUUUGCCAAAAACUGGAAUCCGGCAUUGCCGGGACACUGCGCGAGUCAGAACGUGGCGUUCUCAACCAUCGGAGCGUUUAACCUGAUCACUGAUUUCAUGGUUAUGAUUCUCCCGAUCCAUUUUAUCUACAAGUUGCAGAUGUCCACGGCGACGAAGAUUGCUCUAUAUGGUAUCUUUUGUCUGGGUUUGUUCAUCUCCGCCAUCACGAUCGUUCGGAUUCGUGUCCUCACAACGGUCGACUUCCUGGACCUCCCAUACUCGAUGAUCUGGGCAGCAUUCUGGAGUGUGACGGAACCAGCUCUCGCCAUCACCAACUCCUGCGUGCCCAUGAUGCGACCGGUCGUGAAGGCCGCAUUCCCAGGCCUUUUCUCGUCGGCGAAGCCAACUUACACAUCGGAGACAGGACCGUCGGGCGCCUCGGGAAACGCCUUUAAGCGAAUGACAGACCCAGAAGGCGACGUUCCUCUCACCCAGCUUGACGAAAUGCCAUCUAAGUCAGGGAGUCGGCCAGAAUACGAACCGUCGUUGAACGACCGAUCGCAUGAUGGAGCGAGUUCGGCGCAUCAUUUGCCGCGGAGUAUGAUUGGGUCGAGUACGGCGAAGGCGUGGUCCUGACGAUUUUCUUUUGUAUAGAUAUCUAAAAAUAGUUGGGGUGUGAAGUAAU